This is a messenger RNA of Cynocephalus volans (Philippine flying lemur), 1897 nucleotides long. It is a transcript of the gene SIRAL2, whose product is annotated as family with sequence similarity 118 member A. The transcript is spliced from 9 exons. The record is from RefSeq and is a predicted model, not a curated record. NCBI's taxonomy places the organism in Eukaryota, Metazoa, Chordata, Mammalia, Dermoptera, Cynocephalidae. The coding region runs from base 251 to 1327 and encodes 358 amino acids.
GCCGCGGUCGGCUACCGUGGAGGCGCGGCAGGAGGCGGCGCGCCGUCCGCUCGGGCUCCGGCUCUGCCCGGCUCGGGCUCCCGCGUCCUCCCCGGUGCUCGCGCAGUCCCCUCCCCCGGGACCGUCCCCCUGACCCCGCCGUGAAGGGCUCGCGGCCGCCGAGAGACCCCGGAGACGUCGUCAACCGCGGAGGAGAGCGGGGCAGGAGCGCGAGCUGCGACCAGCGUCGCCGUCGCCGCCGGCUUUACAGAUGGAUUCAGUGGAAAAGACAACGAAUAGAAGUGAGCAAAAUUCAAGUAGAAAGUUUUUAAAGAGCCUUAUCCGGAAACAGCCCCAGGAACUGCUCCUGGUCGUGGGGACUGGAGUCAGCGCGGCAGUGGCCCCAGGCAUCCCCGCCCUCUGCUCCUGGAGAAGCUGCAUCGCGGCCAUCAUUGAGGCUGCAGAGGAGCUGGACGUCCUUCACCCAGGGGACAUCGCCGAGUUCCGGAGGAAAGUGAUGAAGGAGCAGGACCUGCUGGUUGUCGCUCAUGAUCUGAUCCGGAAGAUGUCACCUCGUACAGGCGACACCAAGCCCAACUUCUUCCAGGACUGCCUGAUGGAGAUUUUUGACAACCUGGAGCAGCACAUCCAGAACCCUCUGGUGCUGCAGUCGAUCCUUAGCCUGAUGGAAAGGGGCACCAUGGUCCUGACCACCAACUAUGACAACCUGCUGGAAAUCUUCGGCCAGCAACAGAACAAGCCCAUGGAGUCUCUGGACUUGAAGGACAAGACUAAGGUCCUUCAGUGGGCAAGAGGACACAUCAGAUAUGGAGUCCUUCACAUUCACGGCUUGUACACAGACCCCUGUGGGAUGGUGCUGGAUCCAUCAGGAUAUAAAGAUGUCACUCAAGACCCAGAAGUAAUGGAGGUCCUCCAGAACUUAUACCGCACCAAGUCUUUCCUGUUUGUGGGCUGUGGAGAGACCCUUCGUGAUCAGAUAUUCCAGGCUCUCUUCCUUUACUCAGUGCCAAAUAAGAUGGAUUUAGAGCAUUACAUGGUUGUGCUCAAGGAGAAUGAAGACCAUUUCUUUAAGCAUCAAGCAGAGAUGCUUUUGCAUGGAAUUAAAGUCGUAUCCUAUGGGGACUGUUUUGACUAUUUUCCAGGAUAUGUGCAAGACCUUGCCACUCAGAUCUGCAAACAGCAAAGUCCAGAUGCUGAUCGGAUGGACAGCACCACGUUAUUGGGUAAUGCAUGUCAGGAUUGUGCAAAGAGGAAUUUAGAAGAGAAUGGAAUUGAAGUUUCAAAAAAACUCAGACAAUCAGAGACCGAUGAUGCUGGAGGGUCUUGAAAUCUUUAAAACCAGUAAAACCUUCAACUUAAAAACCAGCCUUCUCAAAAAAAAAAAAAAAAAAAAGAAGAAGAAGAAGAAGAAGAAAAGCAGCUUUCUGUAAGCACAGUGCCAUGCCCAAACAAUGAAGAGUGCACAGAGGACUCCACACAGAUCUCAAUUCUAAACCGUCACCUACCCCAAGAGAGCAAUAUCGGGCUGUGGCCCUCAAGGCUGGGUGAAAGAGCUCCAUGGUAUGUGUUUAACUACAAUGGGCGGUGACACGUACACACUUCAGGUACACUUUGUAAGGACGGAUGGACAGCUACCUCAGGGACCAACAUCGGUGGGAAAGGACCUACUGGGUAUUCCUGACUCCCAUUUGACAUGCUCUCUUGCAUCAAGGUGGUAUUUCCCUAAUAAAAGGGAAAAGAGUGUGAAAACUGUCCAAGCAACAGUAGUUGCCAAAGAGAAAAUAAGAACUAGGCUUACAUGUUAUAAUUUUUAUGUGGAAACAUCUGUUACUGUACAAGGUAUUUUAAAGGUAUGUUUGUCACAUUGUUUAAUAGUAAAGAAUGAAUGAAUACUCCA